This is a messenger RNA of Closterium sp. NIES-65, 3879 nucleotides long. The record is from the annotation of a GenBank genome assembly. Lineage: Eukaryota; Viridiplantae; Streptophyta; Zygnematophyceae; Desmidiales; Closteriaceae.
AUGAUAAGGUUGUCUAGAAGCAGAGGCGUAGGAGGAGGAGCUUUGGCCAGAGCGAAAGUGCAAAGAGGGCGAGAGCUGUUGGCCGGGGAGGACGGUGAAAGGAGAAGGAGACGGAUGGAGAAGCGAGGUGGGGAAAGGGGGGAUUGGAAGGGUGGGAUUCCAAGACGAUGGUUGCAAGAAGAUGAAUCGACGGGUGAGAAUAGGCCAAUGGUUUUGGAUUUUGAUGAGGAGGAUGAGGAGGAGGUGAAGCUAUGGGGGGGGCACUGGCAGUGGCUGCUGCGGCAGGUGGUGGUGGGGAGGCAGAGAGUGGCGGUGGAUGCAACGAGUGCAGUGACAGCAGCGAUGAUCAUAGAUGGUGCUCCUGUGGAGAGUGCGGAGCAUGGGGAACGCGGUCACAGCCAACUGUGGCUGGCUGGGGGGUGUGAGCGCGGGGGGGUUGGGGCGGAUUCUGGCGAGAACGGGGGAGGGGAGGGGAGAAUGAUGGGGAAAGGGGAUGGGGGGAGAGGUGUGUGGGCGGGAGGAGGAGGAGGAGGGGCGUGGCACUGUGAGGUGAACAGGCGGUUGGAGGAGCAGGGUGCGGAGCAGCAGAGGCGGGUGCUGGAUGAGGGAACGUUGCGAUUGCACGCUGGCAGUAGCAGCAGUGAUGAGGGAGGAGGCAGCAGUGGAGGUGUGGAUGGCAAGACAACAGGCGGCAAGAGGAAGGAGGUUCCUCAGUUCUCGGUGUCGGUCCCUUCCACCAUGGACCUGCCUUGGACUGCCAUGCCCUGCCAUGACACCAUGACGUCUACAUCCGUGUGCCUGCUCCCCCGCGUGCGCCCCUCCUCCUGCCCCUGUGAGCUCACUCCCUACCACGGCCGCACAGCAUCGGACAGCAUACCCGCCCCCCAAGACCCCCUCUACUUCACCUGCAGCGUGCCGGCUGCCCUCGCCUUGCACUCCGAGUCCGCCCGUGCUGCAUCAGCCAACCUCUCGGGUUCUGGUCCCACUCCCGCUGACUCUCAUUCCAGUGGGUUCGAAGGCCAGACCUCUGUUUCUGCUGCUGUAGGAGGGGGAGCAGGAGAGGCGCAGGGGGGUGUGGGAGAGGGAGGGGGGGCGGUGGUGAGGGAGGGGCAUGCGCUGCAGGUGCUGCUGCCUGUGGUGGCGGACAGGCAUGGCAUGGUGGUGCUGGUGGCUGUGUCGGACGGGGACCAGGACAUGCUGCUCAGCUUCGUGUGCAUGCUGCGGCAUCUCAACAUCACCAAUUUCCUCAUCGCAGCAACAGACCUCCCGAUCCUCUCCUUCGCCUACCUCCACUCCCUCCCAGUCUUCCACCUCCCAUCCCUCGACACCCCACUCUCCUCCUCCUCCUCCACCUCCUCCCUCUCCCCAGCCCACUGCACGUCCCUCACCUGUCGCCGCCGCCACUCCAUGCACGUGCGCUCGCGAGCAGCUCUAGCCAUAGUGCGCCUCGGCUACCACGUCGCCUCCACGCUUGUCGACACAGUCUGGUUCCACAACCCGCUCCCGGACCUCCUAGCGUUCGGGCCCAAUGCCGUGGCCAUUCAGAGCAGCGUGACUGACGUAGAGCAGCCGGCGAAUAGCGUCGAGGGCACGAGCACCAUGAGCACAGGGUUUUUCUUUGUAAGGGGAGAGGAGAAGUCUGCCGCGGCGCUGGCCGCGGUGGUGGCGCAUGCGGGGGGGAGCCGGAUGGCGGAGCAUCUGAGCUUCUUCCGUGUGCUGUGUGGGGAGAACGGGCAGCUGCUGUUGGGCUCAGACGCCUGCCGGUCACCGUCAGGGGUGAAGACACGGCUGUUGAACCGCCGCCAUUUCCCCACAGCAGCCAUGUUUGGCCUGUGGGACGCGGAGAACGUGAGAAGGGCGUGUGGGCGCAUCGGGUGCCGCGUGCUCCCCAGCGACCACAAGCUAGCAGAUAAGGCGGAGAAAUGCAGACGGUUGCAAGAACGUGGGCUGUGCUACUACAGCCUGCCGUUCUGCCAGCCGGAGGAGGGAAUACAGCGACUGGACGAGAAUUUUGGCGAGGUAUUGAUCGGAGACCUGAUCGAGAACUCGCCGUUUAAAUUCCGCACGCUCGCCAAGCAGCGCGCCGUGAAGGCAUGCGACGUGGGUCCCCUCACCGAAGCCGACGUGGAAGAUCUCAAGUCCAAGAUCGACGGCUUUUAUCACGUCAAUUUCCUCCUGGAUAAUCUCCCAGUUACGCUCUUCUCCCUAGAAGACAACGAAGGUGACAUUCUAACCGGCAUCCCCAUCGGUUAUAAUCACAACGGCCAGUACUACCUCUACAAUCACAUCCUUUUCAAGGUCCUGGUGCAUGAAUACGUCGAGUCGCCCGCCGCACUGGCCGGAAUGUCGAUGGGGUAUUCGUCCGUUGACGUUUUUCCUCAGGAAGGAAGCUACGCAGAUCAGGGUUCAUCCCCGAACGGCACAGCGAACGGGUUCGUGGUCGUUGGCUUCGAAUCCGCGGCUUGCAGUAUCCGCCGCUCUCCGGAUCCCGAAAUCCCGCGCUACUCGACGCUCGAUCCGAUCGAUUGUUUCAGAGGCGAUCCGCAGCCCAUAACUCCCGGGGAAUCCAUUGUCGUCUCCUUCGACGUGCUGUGGGAGAAAAGCCCGAUUCAGUGGGCAAGCCGCUGGGACGCGUACUUAAAGAUGCGCGGCGAUAAGGUCCACUGGUUCUCCAUUCUCAACUCCCUCGUCGUCAUCUCCUGCCUGGCCGCCGCGGUUUUCGCGAUUCUCCUCCGAUCCGUGCAUCGCGAUUUAGCGAGGAUCAACAGCAGGGACAAGGAGGAGGCCCAGCAAUUGGCGGACGAAAGCGGGUGGAAGCUGCUGGUGGGGGAUAUUUUCCGGUCGCCUCCGCAUCCCGAGGUGCUGUGCAUUAUCGUGUCGAAUGGCUCGCAGCUGCUCUGCAUGGCAGUGGUUACCAUCUUCUUCGCAGCGCUGGGGUUCAUGUCUCCUGCGUCCAGGGGUGCUCUGCUUAUGGGCAUGGUGCUCUUUUACCUGCUUCUCAGCGUCGUUUCUGGUUACGUCGCCUCCCGCAUGUGGGUAACACUUACUGGCGCCACUGUUGCCAGUGCCGGCGCCAGCAACAACAGCAGCGACGGUGGCAGCAGCAGCAGCAGUCCUCUUUCGAAAGAAGCAGCAGCGGCAGUUAGGGUUUUGGCAAUCAAAGUAGCAUGUUUUUUUCCUGGGAUCUGCGCCGUGACCCUCCUAGUCAUCAAUCUGUUCAUCUGGGCCACAGGUAGCACAGGCGCCGUGCCGUUCUCUCUGUUCUCCUACCUCUUCCUCCUCUGGUUCGUCAUUUCCGUCCCUCUUACCAUCCUCGGUUGCAACCUUGGUCUGAAGGAGCAAAAAAUCGCCUAUCCGGUGCGGACAAAUCAAAUCCCAAGGGAGAUACCGGACCCGAAUUACAUACCCCACUUGGGCUUUCAGGGCUACGGAAGCUACACCCCCUGGUUACUUAUCCUAGCUGGGGGCGUCCUCCCAUUCGGCACCCUGUACAUUGAGCUCUACUUCAUUAUGUCCUCGAUAUGGAUGCAGCGGGUGUACUAUGGGUUCGGAUUCCUCUUCGUCGUCCUUAUCCUGCUCAUGCUGGUGUGCGCAGAAGUGGCUGUAGUCUUCACAUACUUCCAGCUCACCAUGGAAGAUUACCGCUGGUGGUGGCGCAGUUUAUUCGCUUCAGGGUCGGUUGCGUGUUACGUGUUCCUCUUCUGUGUUUUGUACCUUGUGGUGGACUUGCGACACAUGCGCAGCCUGCUGUCUGCCACCAUAUUCCUCUGCUACUCCCUGCUCAUGUCGCUGGCGAUUUUCCUCGCAACUGGGACUGUGGGAUUCUUCGCAUCCGCUUACUUUGUGUACUAUAUUUUUUCAUCCGUCAAGCUUGACUAG